This is a messenger RNA of Rhipicephalus sanguineus (brown dog tick), 1130 nucleotides long. Its product is annotated as PRA1 family protein 3. The transcript is spliced from 6 exons. The record is from RefSeq and is a predicted model, not a curated record. Gene Ontology annotation, cellular component: membrane. NCBI's taxonomy places the organism in Eukaryota, Metazoa, Arthropoda, Arachnida, Ixodida, Ixodidae. Bases 49 to 690 code for a protein of 213 amino acids.
CAGAGGGCGCCUCGAGCGAUUUUGGCUCUUCUGUUCCAUUAAAUCAACAUGGCGAACGAAGUGGAAGUCGCACCGCUUCGGAGCUUAGACGAUUUUCUCCUCGAAUCAGCCCGCUUUCAGCUUCCAAACAUUAAGGAUCUGGACAAAUGGGGAAACAGAGUCGUCAACAAUCUCCUGUACUACCAGUCCAACUAUUUCGUCCUUGCCAUCCUAGUAUUCCUCGCCGUUGGAAUCCUGCACCCUUCCAAAAUGUUGUGCGGAAUGCUUGCAGUGGCCAUAGCCUUUGGUCUCUUCUAUUAUAUCACCAACUCCAAGAGAGCUGCAAUUAAGUUCAAAAGAGACCACCCUAUUCUCAGCAUCCUGAUUAUUCUGACAGGUUGCUACUUUAUCGUCCAUGUUCUCGGUUCCGUGGUGGUGUUCUUGUUUGGCAUCCUCUUGCCUAUAGUAUUGGUGUUCAUUCAUGCGUCAAUGCGGCUGCGUAACAUCAAGAAUAAGCUGACAAACAAGAUUGAGACCAUUGGGCUGAAGAAGACUCCGAUGGGGCUUUUCCUUGAUGCACUGGGACAAGAGCAGGAGGCUGGAUCUCACGCCGCCGCGACUGUCGUUCAGGCCGGAAGCGACCUUGCAGACAAGCUGGAAGAGAAGCUCACCCAAUUUGGACAACGUAUGAAGAUUAACAGGAACCGGUGAUGAUGACGAGUGCCUGCGCCAUUUUCGGAAGAACUGGCGUACAUCAGCCCUUCGUCAGCAUGCAUUUGAAGACUGGAAUGCAGCUGGAGUGACGUCAUAUUGCACAUAUUUUCUCCUUGAAUCAGAAUGAACCUCGCUUAUCUUUUUUAAACUUCCCUUCUAUUUUUUUUUCUCGUUUUCUCUCUCCCCUCUCUCUUUAAUCCUGUUAUUUAUUUAUUUAUAUUUCUUGCAAUGCUUUCGCACAUUGCCACUCUUGGAUCUCUCGCACAAUUUUGUUGACCGCGUUGUUGUAACUUUGCCGUGAAAACAUCGACAGAGUGUGACGAAGCCGGUGUACACGCAUCGCCCAUUCAUACGGACCUAUAAGACAGCACGUGUGAGUGAUCAACGCCGCUGUAACAACGAAUAAUGCAAAUGAAUAAAGUUGAGCUUUCUUGCUA